AUGGAUUCUCGCUUUCCAGUGUUUCGAGAAGAACUAUACAAUGUUCAGAUGGACGUGAAGCAGCUUGCUCAUGUGCAGGUCAGCCACGCUGAAAGAUUGGCUCGGCUGGAGAAGCACCAAGCAAAUGAGUCGGCUAUCAAGUCUGCCUGGAACUCUCCAUUCCCCAGCGCUAUCGGUGGCACCCCGCAGCAUGGCCCUAUUCAAAUGCCCCCAGUCGAUUUAUUCGAUGACUUUGAUGAGGAGCAGGGCCAGAACUUGCUAGGCAGCCUCCAUCUCGAUGCUGAAGAGGAGCCUGUCCGGCGCGGCGCGGCCUCAAGGGCGAACAGUGUUCGUUUUGACGAGAGCGCCCUUCAGGGCUCUAGCUGGGCUCAGAACGGCCGGCAGUCUGGCGAAUUUGUGCCUAUCCGACCUGGCAGUGGCAUGGGAAACAUGAUGGAACGCACGUAUUCCCACAAAUCGGAUGGCCGACAUAGUUCUGCCGGUUAUUCUGUGCACUCUGUGCAUUCCCAUCAUUCUGUAGCUUCUGGUCGUGGCAGUAGUCUUGGUCUAGAUACUAACUACGCAACGACUGGUUCCGAGGAGGACUCGCCCAUUGAUGCACCGGCACCGCCGCCCGGUUUUUUCAUUCUGGGCUCUGUUCCGUCCAUUGUUCGUUGUUGGCUGACAACAAAUUUCGCACACGAGACGCUCUUGUAUGCAGAUAUCUGCUCUGGCUCACAGCAAUCAGUGCUGGACUAUUCACUGAUCAAGGAGCUGGAACUAUCAGACGAAGUGCACAAGGACCUGGACGGAGUGUAUCGAAUUCGCUUGCCAGUCUACCUGACUGAGGCCACUGUCACCCACCCGAGCUCAAGAAAUUCAAGCCCAACACCGCAGAUGCCGAAUUUGAUUGUUGGCUUUGAAGUCGUUGGACUAGAGCAAGCAGAGUUUCCUGAUUUGAAAAAGGGCAUCCGCAUUUUCAUAGGAAGUGAGACUUUGCGAGAACAUUCUGCUGACAUCUUCUUCUCCCAAAACCGCAUGACGCUGUACGGCAGUGAAAGAGAGAAGCUCUCCGUGCCCUUCGUGCGCCCGGAAGAUCACAGUGUGUUCAAGUACAUUCGUACAGUGGCUGUCCUGCCCGAGAAGCCGCGGCUGAAUGCUACAGCGCGUCCUUUCGUCUUGGGUGAGCCCAAGGCGGCGGAAAUCUCCAAUGAAUCUGUCAACGAGAUCCAAGAGAAACACGAGCGAGGCGCGCUCGACAAGGAAAUACAGUCUCGUGCGCCUGAGGUAUCACAGCAACCGACGACUGACCGUGUUACAAGCAACCUGCCUGAAGCCGCAAACGACCGAGACACCCAGGGCAAAGAGGACACUGAUGUCUACGAAGCUUCGAACCAAGACCUGUCCGUCUCUGGUGACAAUCGCAGUGAGACCACCAGUGACAGCCAGCGCCGUGAGCCAACUGCUAGUGGCAUAUGGUCUUCUUGGAGACAAGGCUCUUCAACAAACAGUGGUGACCCGAAGGAAAAUGCCCCAUUGAGCGGAUAUCAACCACCUGGUCGAGUUCGAAACAUGAAAGUCCUGAAGCCAAGCAAAGCCAGUACGUCUUUGUCUACCCGAGCUGGAGUCACUUCGGAGGCGCUUCCGAAAUCCAACGGUGAAAAUCGUCGUAAAAGUCAACCUGCGGACACUACUCCCACAGGUGUCCUUCGAUGGGGCAAGCUUGAUCGGGGUUCUGCUUCAGGAUCAGACAAGGACUCCAAACCAGCGGCCAUCAAUGCGGUGCAUCGCGAAACCCGGAGCGUGUCCAGCACACCGCGCACUUCUGCCAACCCCGUCGGCGGAGCCUCGGCUUUCUCAUGGAUGACGCCGAUAACUAAAACAAAGCCUUCUACAACCACUGCAGAUUAA
Pestalotiopsis fici W106-1 is the source of this 1890-nucleotide messenger RNA. RefSeq lists its product as uncharacterized. The record is from RefSeq and is a predicted model, not a curated record. The transcript has 2 exons. NCBI's taxonomy places the organism in Eukaryota, Fungi, Ascomycota, Sordariomycetes, Amphisphaeriales, Sporocadaceae. The coding region runs from base 1 to 1890 and encodes 629 amino acids.